AUGGUGGUUGAGGAUAUACUGCAGAAGAUUAUGAGGUUAUUUGAUGCAACUUAUGAGAAUGUCAAGGAGAUGAGAGGUGAACUAUAUGGAAUUAGAAAAAGGUUGAUACUAUGGGGUCUUGAUAAAUUGAAAGAGAAGUUGGUGUCCGCGCCCACUAUUACUAUUUCACCAGAUUUGAGUGAGCCACAUGAGGUGAUGUACGAUGCGAGUAGGGUUGCACCUGUUAUGGUAUUGGGACAGAGAAGGGAUAAAAUUCUUCACCCUAUCUACGAUGCGAUUAAAGCCUUGGAUGAAUCCAAGAAUAAAUACAUGUUUGACUUCGGGGUGAAAGACAGAAAAAUGAAUGAGAAUCAAGUAGCUGACUACUCGUCUAUAUUGGAGGAUGAAGCGAUACAGGAAUUGGGAGAAAAAGCUAAAAUUCAUGAUGCAUUCUUAGAUGAACAUGUAUUCACCUACUCUAAAGAUUUGAUACCAUGGUUCACAGACAUUGCGAACAAUCUGUCAAGUGAUGUGGUUCAAUUAUAUUUGACAUUCCACAAAAGGAAAAAGUUCAUGCAUGAUGUGAAAAAGUUUUUUGGGAUCAAGUACAUUCAUAUGGCGGUUGACUAUGUGUCUUUAUGGGUAGAAGCAAAUGUGCUCCAUAAUAAUGAAGGGAAGAGUGUCAUCACAUUCCUAAAGAAGAAUAUAUUCUCCAAAUAUGGUACACCAAAGUCCAUCAUUAGAGAUGACGGCUCACACUUUUGUAAUAAUUUGUUCAAAGCGUUGCUUGAGAAAUAUGGUGUUCUUCAUAAUAUAGCUACAGCUUACCACCCAAGGACUAGCGGGCAAGUGGAGGUGUCCAAUCAAGAGAUAAAAAAGUUUUUCGCAAAAAGUGUGAACACCAAUAGAACAGAUUUGUCAAGGAGGCUAGAUGAUGCUCUUUGUCCCUACAACACUGCAUACAAGACUCCCAUAUGUAUGGUUCCAUACCAACUUUUAUAUGGGAAGACUUGUCAUUUACCGGUCAAUCUGGAGCACAAGGUGAUGUGGGCAAUGAAGAGACUGAAUUUGGAUAGGACCGAAGCAUCAGAACAAACGGUAAAUGAGUUGAAUGUGUUUAAUGAGUUUCGACUAAAAGCAUAUGAAAAGUUCAGUCAUCUAUAA
Messenger RNA from Solanum pennellii, 1143 nucleotides. RefSeq lists its product as uncharacterized. The transcript has 4 exons. Lineage: Eukaryota; Viridiplantae; Streptophyta; Magnoliopsida; Solanales; Solanaceae. Gene Ontology annotation, biological process: DNA integration. Bases 1 to 1143 code for a protein of 380 amino acids. The record is from RefSeq and is a predicted model, not a curated record. Gene Ontology annotation, molecular function: nucleic acid binding.